Guyanagaster necrorhizus is the source of this 1331-nucleotide messenger RNA. RefSeq names its product kinase-like protein. Gene Ontology annotation, molecular function: ATP binding; protein serine/threonine kinase activity. Gene Ontology annotation, biological process: signal transduction; protein phosphorylation. NCBI's taxonomy places the organism in Eukaryota, Fungi, Basidiomycota, Agaricomycetes, Agaricales, Physalacriaceae. The transcript has 5 exons. Bases 160 to 1287 code for a protein of 375 amino acids. The record is from RefSeq and is a predicted model, not a curated record.
CUGGAUUUCAAAUUCGAAAUAGAUUUCCAGUUAUCCAUUUUGGAUUAGGGGUAUCCGGGGUCGUUCCCGUGGAAUGAAUAUGGUUAUUUCUUGUACCUUCUCCUUGACCGUGAACCACCAUCUACUCCCUUUCAUGCUGCUCUCUGGCCCACCACAAUCAUGGUUGAGAGCACCCUUCCUGGUGGUCCUGUCGAUAGCCGUGUAUUCGACCCUCCCUCAGUCAUCACCACCGACCACGUCUUCUCGUAUAGCAAAAUCGCGGUUAAUGAGUACAACCUAGGUGCCAAGGUCGGUCAGGGAAAGAAUGGAACCGUAUAUAUGGCUCGAAGCUCCUUGGAACCAAGCAGAAUAUUGGCUAUCAAGGCCGUCCGUCGCGUUUCUCCUCAAGACAAGAGGAACAAGAAAUAUGAACAGCUACGACGCUCGCAUAUUCCUCGACAUUCCGAUCCCACACUUGGUGAUGCUAUUCACUCUGCAGAAGGCAAGAUCCUCAAAGAAAUAGCUAUUAUGAAGAAACUUCGCCAUCCCCAUGUCGUUAGACUCUUUGAGGUGCUGGAUGACCGGGUCAUUGGCAAGAUAUUCAUGGUGAUGGAGUACUGCGCAGGUGGAGAAGUCGAAUGGACCAAUCAAGGCAACCCCGUCUCUACGGUGGAGCAGACUCGUCGCAUCAUACGGGACGCUAUACUUGGCUUGGACUACCUUCACGCCCAAGGCAUCAUCCAUCGGGAUAUAAAGCCAGCUAAUUUGUUGUGGACCGCGCACCGUCAGCAUGUCAAGAUCGCCGAUUUUGGGACCUCUCAGUUCUCCUAUGCACUACGGCUGUCCCAUGCCGGACCUUCCGCCCAGGACGAUCCAGAGGAUCCCAUCCUCCUCAACGACACUAACUUAGCUAUAAGAGCUGGGACGCCUAUGUUCAUGGCGCCCGAGGUUGUGUACGACAUUGCCUGCAUAGAUCAGAACGAUCCUCCCCCUCCCCAGCCUAUCACCAAUGCCAUUGACGUCUGGGCCCUUGGUGUCACCCUCUACUGCCUGCUCUUUGGCAAAGUGCCCUUUGCUUCGAAAGACAGCGGCGUCACGACCGAAUGGAAAGUGUAUCGGCGCAUCUUCAAUGAGGAUUGGGAGGCCGAAGACUACAUGGGUUAUGAUCGCAUCCCUACUGGCGGACGCUAUCCCAGUGACGAGCAUUCGGAAGGUGGAAUCGUUAUGCAUCUUCUUGACCACUUCCUUGCUAAGGACGUGAGGCUACGGAUUACCCUUAGCGAAGUUCGAUCCCUGGUUUCUUCAUGACCUUCCCAAUCCAGACACAUGGCUCCAAGAGACAUCGCAAAAAA